This is a messenger RNA of Thermochaetoides thermophila DSM 1495, 3639 nucleotides long. RefSeq lists its product as uncharacterized. Gene Ontology annotation, biological process: DNA replication checkpoint signaling; DNA repair; replication fork arrest. Gene Ontology annotation, cellular component: replication fork protection complex. Bases 1 to 3639 code for a protein of 1212 amino acids. The transcript has 2 exons. Lineage: Eukaryota; Fungi; Ascomycota; Sordariomycetes; Sordariales; Chaetomiaceae. The record is from RefSeq and is a predicted model, not a curated record. Gene Ontology annotation, molecular function: DNA binding.
AUGGAAGACGGCGAAGUCAACGAUGUUGUGCAUCCGCAGGUGCGGGCACAUAUCAACAGUCUUGUAUCUGCUCUCGGCGGUAUUAGCAUCGACGACGACGGCGGCUAUAAGCUUGGUGACGACGCCCUAGAGGUGCUCCGAGACCUCAAAAAAUGGAUCCGCUUCUACGACGAGAAAACCAACCGCAUGGACGUUGCCCGUUGUCUGGCUGAGGCGAACAUUGUCAGCACCGAUCUGCUGCAUAUUCUUGCGCUAUGGACGCCCAACGAGAACAGCAACAAGUACAAGGCCCGGAUUGCCCUCGCUUGUUUCGAGCUCAUGGUGCCCCUCACCUGGCCCAUCGAGAAAGACCGCGAGACCAUGACAAUCAACCAUCACCGCCAUAUCCCAGUCCUACAGCUUGCUCAGCUUGGUUACAAGCGUGCCAUCAUCAACUACGAUGCUGCACCCAUCCUCAGUACUGCCGUCCGCGUAGCUCUGCCCGCCAUGGCCAUGCCUAUCGGCGAGCGCACUGCCCGUGAUCAGGGUAUAAUCAAGCUCAUUCUAUAUUUUUUAAGAAAUAUCGCUAUGAUCACACCUCCUCCUGGCGUCAAAUAUGAAGGCGACGAAUCGCAGAUCUCUCGUUCAGCCCUAAUCGAUGCCUUCUCAUACCAAGAUAUUUUCCUUACCCUCCUGACAAUCGCCUCAAACAUGGGGGAGGAUUUUCGCACCGAGGACGUCAUUGUCAUGGAGAUCAUAUUCCAUCUGGUCAAGCGUGUGGACCCAAAGAAGCUCUUUGUCAGCGAGAAGCAACUAAGCAAGAUCAAAUCCGAUGAGCUUGCCGCUGCCAUGCAAAGAGAAGCCGCCAUGCUCCGAUCCCAUGGGAAAAACAUGCCAACUCGCCAUAGCCGCUUUGGAACUAUGAUAUGGGUCAAAAGGGAGAGUGGCAAGCUCACCACCGUCUCGGGCCAAGAAGCCUUGUUGGACCCAGCUGCUCGUGAAAGGAAGAUGGAUAGUACCAAGACUUUCAAGCCUCCAAGAAGAGCUAGGAGGGAAGAUAUGGAGCCCAAAGACUUGGGCCCUCCGGUUACCAUCGAUGAGAGAGCUCGUCAGCAGCUUGGCUCGUUUGUCUCCGACUUCCUUGACUCAGGUUUUAACCCCUUAUUCUCUCAUAUUCGGAAAUCCCUGGAGCGGGAAGCUCCACAUGUGCUUCACUACCACCAGAGCCAGUUCUUCUACCUCGUAGCAUGGUUCUUGGAAGCAGAGCGUGCACGGCGCAGGGAGAAAAAAGAGUCCAGCAAGGCUCAAUCCGGCGAAGAUGUGAGCAGUUUCAAUCUUAUUGCCUCCGUCCUCACUCAAGAGAUGUUCAUCGCCCUAAACCGCGCCCUGGAUCGCGCGUAUGGAGACAAGGACUGGCGGCUGUUGACUUCGGCGAUGCGUUGCUUCACCCAGAUUCUCCUUACAGUCCAGGAAAUGUUCGACUCGGGCAACGAUGAGGACCAAGAAAUUGCCGACAACAUUCUAAGCCGGCUGUUUUAUGAAGAGUCUACGCACGAUGCUGUAGCCAAUAUCGUCCGCACAUACAAAGAUCAGGGCUUCGAGUAUUUGGAUGCCUGUACCGAGCUCGCGCAUACGUUCCUGCGCAUUCUUGAAGCCUAUUCAAAACAAAAUGUUGACUUGCAAGUCCGAUCGCGUAAAAGGGCCCGUCGGAAGAAAAAGGCAGCCAAAGCUGCCGCCGGAGAAAACGGCGACGAAGAUCAGGACGAGGAAGAUGAUUCCGCUGAUGAUGAGAAAAUGGCUGAAAAAACUAGCCAGGAGAGAAAAUUUGACUUUAAGCGCUUCGCAGCGAGAUUUACACCUCAAGGUGUGGUUGACACGUUUGUCACCUUCACCAAGUACUACCGAGACCUCGAUGAUUCUCAGUUGAAGCGUGCUCAUCGGUACUUUUAUCGGGUCGCCUUCAAACAGGAAAUGAGCGUUAUGCUCUUCCGUUUGGACAUCAUCCAUUUGUUUUACAACAUGAUCAAGGGCCCAGAACCCCUGGAUAAAAACUCGCCAAUGUAUAAGGAGUGGGAAGAGCUCGUGAGGCAAAUCCUCAAGCGCUGUAUUCGGAAAUUGGAGGAACGACCAGCCCUCUUCACCGAAAUUUUGUUUUCAAAGAUCAACAGUACAGCCUACUAUCUCGAAUAUGGCUUUGAAAAACAGACCGUCUCCUCCAACCCAAGACCCGGCGCCGAGCUCGAAUUCAAGCGCGAGCUCAGCCGUGACCAGCAGAUCGCCAUUGCAGUUGGAGUGCUUCUUGACCGGAAUCAGACAGAUCAUCUUGACUGGAUCAAGCAGCAGCUUGCUGAUGCUGAACGCGAGCGCCGAGCCUGGGAAAACAUUGACAAGGCAAUGGCCGCUGAGAGACCGGAGGGCGAAGCAGCCUCAAGUGAAGGCACCGGCUUCAAAACAACGCCGGCGUAUACUACCGUUCGUCCAGACAAUGACGCUCGCCGCAAGGCUAUGUUCAAGAAUUCUCAUCUACGCUUGCUGAUGAAGCUCUGUGGCAUGGAGCGACUCACUCCGACCCUGGAUGAAUCACCCGACUCGACAUGGAUUAUUCCAGGCAUCAUUGAUGCAGAUACUUUGAAAGAAACCCUUUCUCUUAUCAACAAAGCUGAAUUCAACCCUCCUACAUUCGAAGAUGGCCAACUAGCCGAGCACCAGCUUCGCCGCAAGUCUGCUGCACCACGUAAGCGUGCCGCCUACGAUGACGAUGGCAGUGAAUUGCAAGACUUCCUGGACGACGGCGACAACGGGAUCCUCUUCCCCAUGGGUCCCAGGCUCAAGACGCGUAAGCGCAUGGCAGAGGACGGUACACCUCCUCCAAAAAAGCGCCGUCGCCGCCGCCGCGACGGCAGUCAGGAGCCUGAACCGUUGACAGAAGAGCAGCUCGAGGAGCGCCGCCGCGCCAGGCGCAAGAAACAGCUUGAGCGGGCGCGUCGGAUCAAGAGCGCAGCGUAUGUCAAUCCGAGCGACGAUGAGACUGAUGAAGAGUAUGAUCGCGAGUUCUUUGCCAAGGAAGCGGCACAUCAGGCCGCCAAAGAUGCGACAUUUGGAUUGUAUGAUGGCUUGCCACCCAAGCCGGGUGGCGUUGAGAGGUCAGAAUGGGAGAUGUUAAUUGGUGUAGACGAGGAAGAUGAUCAGCCGUUGGCAGACAUCGAACGGCGGAAAAAGAGCAAAAGAAAACCACGCGCGCAGAGUCAAGAGAAGAGUGAUGAAGAAGAUGAAGAAAGUGAGGAGGAGGUGUCGGAUGAAGAGUUUGAGGAUAUCGUUUCUGAUUCCUCUUCGGCAUCCUCUCCUUCCUCACCAAAACGUCCUAUCAGAUUGAGGGGAAGAACUCAGCUAAAACAACCGAACAUGUCCAGGGAUACGGGAACUAAUGAUGAGUCCGACUGGGAACGUGACGGAGGCCGUGAUGGCAAUGCUAUGGACGUCGACCCGAUUCAGCUGAGCCAUGAAGGGCCGAGUGGCCAAGAAGCUGGCUCCACUGUCAGCGGUGGUGGUAGUGGUGCUGGAGAGGAUGAAGAUUACAACGAUAAGCCCGUCGCUGCUGCUGCAAGAUCACGGCUGCGAGCUAGGGCGGGGUUCAUCAUCGAUAGCAGCGACGAGGAAUGA